AUGCUGAGAUCCGUGGUGCAUUUCCCCGGACAUAGGCAAGCCCAAAUAUCCCAUGCGGAGAACCUGGGGAUGGGCGCCGCAGGCUGUGAGAAUGAACGCAUCGACGUGGAGGGACCAUGGCUGGGGGAGUUCGGCAUCGCGUAUUUCACGGUCCAAUCUUCGAAUAGGCUUCAUUCAUCUACGCGACUUGUGCUACACUUGGAGAUCCUUCAUUAUCAGCAAAGUUUCCUUGGCAGCGUUGUCGUCGCGAAGCAAAAACUUGCUCCGACCUUGGCCACGAUGGGCCCCCUGCAGGCAUCAGACCUUCUUUCACCCCCUCAUUCUGGAAUGAUGGAGAAGAAGACUCUUCAUCCGGUUGUGGCGGUUUAG
Penicillium oxalicum is the source of this 369-nucleotide messenger RNA. RefSeq lists its product as uncharacterized. The coding region runs from base 1 to 369 and encodes 122 amino acids. NCBI's taxonomy places the organism in Eukaryota, Fungi, Ascomycota, Eurotiomycetes, Eurotiales, Aspergillaceae. The record is from RefSeq and is a predicted model, not a curated record. The transcript has a single exon.